Molecule: messenger RNA, 1332 nt
Organism: Dermatophagoides farinae (American house dust mite)
Lineage: Eukaryota; Metazoa; Arthropoda; Arachnida; Sarcoptiformes; Pyroglyphidae
Gene: Clp
Product: Cleavage and polyadenylation specificity factor subunit 4
Molecular function (GO): zinc ion binding; RNA binding
Source: RefSeq, a predicted model, not a curated record
AAAAUACCAAGAAAAAUUUUUGGUGUGAAUAGUUUUUUCUCGAUUUAUCCAUAAUAUUUUUGAUAAUGAAUUUUCAGCAUAAAUGGCAAUCAAAUUAGCUCCAAAAUUGACCGCAUCUUUGAGAUUUGUAUUCGAAGAUUUGUUAUAAAUUUCUAAAACGUUCGUUUAACAAAAUCGUACAUCAAAACAUGGAAGAUCUAGUAGCACCUAUUAUCGAUAUAAAAUUCGAUAUUGAAAGAGAUCUUGAUGAACAGAUUGGAGCAUUACCAUUACCAUUUCCAGGUAUGGAUAAAUCUGGUUCGGCUACCUGUGUGUUCCAUAUUCGUGGUAUUUGUCAACGUGGAUCAAUGUGUCCAUAUCGACAUAUUAAACCGGAUCGUACAGUUGUUUGUAAACAUUGGCUUCGUGGUCUAUGCAAAAAAGGUGAUUCAUGCGAAUUUUUGCAUGAAUAUAACAUGUCCAAGAUGCCUGAAUGUUAUUUCUAUUCAAAAUUUCGUGCCUGCAGUAAUAAAGAAUGUCCAUUUUUACAUAUUGAUCCGGAAACAAAGAUAAAAGAUUGUCCUUGGUAUGAUCGUGGAUUCUGUCGCCAUGGCCCCAAUUGUCGUCAUCGUCAUACACGUCGUGUUGCAUGUCUAAAUUAUCUUUGUGGAUUCUGUCCGGAUGGUCCUGGCUGUAAAUUUAUUCAUAUGCGUUUCGAUAUACCUAUAAGUGCAGCAAAUUCAACCGAUCCAUCAGCACCGAAAAAACCUGGUGUUAUUUGUCAUUAUUGUAAUGAAGUUGGCCAUAAAAUUUAUACAUGUAAUCAGAUUCCACCUGAACAGCGGGAUGAACUUAUUCAAAGAUUUAGCGAACAGUAUAACUUUCACUAUGUUAGUCAUGAAAAUCGUCAUUAUCAAAAUCAUCAUCAUCAUCACCAUCAACAACAACAACAACAACAACAUCAGCAGCAGCAGCAACAACAACAACAACAACCACAACAGCAACAACAACAAUCAAAUAAUUCUGAUGAGCAGACAAAUCAACCGAAACCUAAACCAUCAUAUCGGCCAUUAGAUCAAGUUACCUGUUUUAAAUGUGGUGAAAAAGGACAUUAUGCAAAUAAAUGUCCAAAAGGCUAUCUUGCAUUCCUAAGUCCGGCACUGAAAGAUUUACAUCAGAAACGUAAUCAACAAUCAUCGAAUAAUGCCAGCAUGGAUCAAUCAGAAUCUUAAUCAUAUUUGUAAAUAUAUUAAUUUUGAUAAUGAAUUCGGGUGGUGGAGUGUGUGUGGAGAAAACACAAACAACAACAAAUUUUGCAUCAUUCAUUCAUAUUAUAUCAUUUAAUAAUUAUCA